UCAGCUGCAGAUUAAUCGGUAUUUAUUGAGUAUUCCGGGGGGAAUCUGCAGCGGGGCGGUUGGGGGGUUUAUGAGCGGGUGAUUUAUCGCGGUUAGCGAUGCUGUCGGAGGGGAGCGGGGCGGAGAGCGGGCCGGAGGGCAGCGCGGGGUUCCGCGGCCGGCUGGCGGCGGUGAUGGCCGCGGUGGCGAGCUCGGCGGUGGCGGAGAUCAGUAAGCUGUAUGAGGACGGGCUGCUGGUGCUGCGGCUGGAGGUCUGCAGGAAAGACUCGGAGAUAGAGGCGCUGAAGGAGAAGCUGGAGACGCUGGAAAACGAGCUGAAGAGCUUUAAAGAGACCCCGAUCCCGGAGACCCCCAGCAACACUGCGCACCACCCUCCCCCCAGCUCCGCACCCAGACCAGGUCAUGGAGAAUGCCUGGAUCGAACCAGUCAGCACCCAGUUCUAAAACAUCUCCCGACACCCGAUUCUGUGGGCGUGACUUGCAGAAGAGCAGAGGUUCAAGCUGGUAGCAGCCACUGUACUGUAUCAACUGAAGGAAGGAACCUGCAGGCCACCAUCACGAAUCACACAAAUCUGACCAAUCACAAGGACAGAGAGACAGAGAGCCCACUCCUGCAGUCUCCUGUGGAGGAUCUGACCAAGGUAGACCUCAGCGAUGAAGAUUUUGGUGGACUAGAGCUUCAGAUGAAGAUGGAGGAGGAGAUACAGUCAGAUCUUCUGAACAAGAGCGGAGAGAUAGCUGUUCCAGAGUGCAUUGAGAUUGAGGACAGGGAAACUCAGAUGUGGAGACAGUUGUCUGCUGGUGUGGUGAGUGAUGUGGACAAUGCUACAGAAGAUACAGAAGACUCUGACUGCACAUUUCUAAACGAACAGGUUCCUCAGUGUGCAAACACAGAUAGACCUCAUUUGCUCUCCAGUGGGCGUGGCACCGCUUCUGGCUUGCCUGCAUCGGUUAGUCAAAGAUCAACUAGUCUCAAUGCAGAACCGAUGAGGCAGCAGAGCCGGAUCCAGCCCCAGUGGAACGAGGCAGCACCCGUAGAACCUGUGUUUAACCCACUACAUCAAGUUCAGCAGCCGCCGAUGUUUUCCCAGCAGAGAGCAGACGACAUGAACCAGCAACGGCUACUAUUCCCCACACCGCCUCAAAAACUCACCCCAAGAACUCACGACCGUCUCCCAUUAUCCUACAAUAUAAUGAACCCUAACCCCGACAGAAGCAUCUUCACAAUGGACGACAUCAACUUAGGUAGAACCACCACGUCUCCUCAGAGGAGAAAACCUGUAAAAGAGAAGUGGUUCAUCUGCUCGUUCUGUGGGAAGAGUUUCGACCGCUUCAGCCACCUUCAGAUGCAUCAGAGAAUUCACACCGGAGAGAAGCCCUUCAGUUGCAGCACCUGCGGGAAGAGUUUCUCUCAGCAGAGUAACCUCCGCACACACCAAAGAACCCACCGAGACGUCAGACCUCAGACUAAAGCUUUUUAAAUGGGAGAUAAAAAAAAAAACACAUUAAGAAAAGUGAAUUUUUGAAGUGAACUUUUUAAUCCCUAGAAGUAAACCCAACACCCAACAAGUCGUAUCAGUUCUUGCCUCAUUUUAGAUGUCUUAUUUUUUACAAUAAACAAACAAAAAAAAACUAAGUCGACAACUUCUGUUACAGUCUUUACAAAAUGAUGUGCAGCAAAAU
Astyanax mexicanus (Mexican tetra) is the source of this 1683-nucleotide messenger RNA. RefSeq names its product zinc finger protein 8. Lineage: Eukaryota; Metazoa; Chordata; Actinopteri; Characiformes; Acestrorhamphidae. Gene Ontology annotation, biological process: regulation of transcription by RNA polymerase II. Bases 99 to 1481 code for a protein of 460 amino acids. The record is from RefSeq and is a predicted model, not a curated record. The transcript is spliced from 2 exons. Gene Ontology annotation, molecular function: DNA-binding transcription factor activity, RNA polymerase II-specific; RNA polymerase II cis-regulatory region sequence-specific DNA binding.